This is a messenger RNA of Ambispora gerdemannii, 362 nucleotides long. The record is from the annotation of a GenBank genome assembly. NCBI's taxonomy places the organism in Eukaryota, Fungi, Glomeromycota, Glomeromycetes, Archaeosporales, Ambisporaceae.
AUGCAAUCUAAAGAUGAUGAGUUGAAAACUCGAGACUCUGUCUCCUCGUUGAGAGAAUUGAAUUCCAAGCUUGUAGCCGAGAUUGCCGAGCUUAGAAAGGAGAAUGCCAAGAUUCCCGAACUUAGAAGAGAGAAAGAUUUGCUUAUGGCUAGAAUCGUAGAAUUAGAACGAUCCGCAAAAGAAAAUGCAGAGAAUAUAAAGUUAAGAGAUGCUAAUCUCGAUGAAGGGAAUGCUAAACGAGAUGCUGAAAUUAUAGAGCUUAGAACAAAGAUAGCAAAAUUAGAAUACAUUAUUGAGGAAAACAGACUUAAAAUUCGAUGCGAAUUUAUGCACCCAAAAUACGCGUGCAUCAAGAAUGAUUG